Molecule: messenger RNA, 537 nt
Organism: Kockovaella imperatae
Lineage: Eukaryota; Fungi; Basidiomycota; Tremellomycetes; Tremellales; Cuniculitremaceae
Exons: 1
Coding region: 136-492 (118 amino acids)
Source: RefSeq, a predicted model, not a curated record
AUGGAAUGGAUCAAACACGCGCCGCGCAUAAUGCCACCACGCCCCGACCCCUUCACAACAACGCCGAAUGACCCACUGGACCCAGUGGAUCACCUUCAGGAUGAUCAAUGAAGUAACCCUCAUCAUCAUGCACGCAUGACACGGGAUCACUUCGAAAAAUCAGUCGCCUCGGGGCCGCGCUCCGAGACAUUGAAGAUUGUGUUGUGUUUAUGGUGGUGGUGGUGUUGUUGGUGGUGGUGGAUGAUGGUGAGCUCGCAAGAACCGUCUGAGAACAUGCAGAUAUGCUUUGAAAUGGGGUUUGAAAGUAAUCCAAGCAUCCUCAUGUAUGCUCAUGACUCAGUGUUCAUUGACUCACAUUAUUGGUGGGUGGGUGGUUGGCUGGUGCUUGGCUGGCUGGCUGGCUGGCUGUUGUACGGUGUACGGUGGGUGAGUUGUAUGGGGGAAUAUAGUAGAAGGGGAAGAAUGGGCUGUCCCGCUAUAAAAGUUGGGUGAAAGUGUUGGGCUCAUACGCGCGGGGGGCGAGGGGGAAACACACAC